ACAAAAACAAUCAGUGCUGGCCGCCAUCUUGAAUUCAGUCUACUCACUGAAUGAGAGGGAAACGACUGGAGGAAGAUCGUUGGUCAAGGAGACCCAUGACAGCUGGAGGUUUUAAGCGAAAUACAGUCGAAAGCCUAAAUUAAUACCAAUCGAAAGGCAGCUGUUUUAAUCACUCUUGGCUACCGCGAAACGUUGUGCGCUUCGACAGUGAAGUUAUUUUGUAACCUAACGUUAGGUUUGAACUUGUCGCCCCGAUCGGGUCCUACCCGCAGUUAGCUUAACUUAUCCAGCUGGCUUCUUUCACACAACCAGGCUGGCGAAGGCAGCAACGUCACUCGUCGUUUUUUAGCAAAAUAUGUAUAAAAACAAGUAUUGUUUUUUUUACAUGCUGCAACGCGGUGGAUCUGUCAUGUUGGUUGUCUGACGUCUGGAGAAGAAUACAGUUGAAUAAGGAUCUUAAUUUGCGGUGUAUUUUUAAACCAUUGCUGACUGAUAAAGUUCAGCUUCCCGUGUGGAGAAGAGCCUUUGGAAAUCUGGACCGUACUUCUGACUUGGCAAACAUUAGCUGAAUGGAGGUUGUUUCAUCUUCAGCCUUUUUGGAUUUAACACUCGAAUAGAACGAUUUUGCUACAUAAUGGUCUGAGAGUAAAUAAACAGUGUUGCUUUACUGUAUCGCCACGAGUUGCUGUUUGGAAAGUUCAAAUGGCAUUGCUGCUGCUUGCUUGCUAAUGUAAAUGAUAUGAAUCGAUGCAGAAUUUGGUGAUAAUGCAAAUCCUAAAUAUGUCACCGCUCCCGGACUGUGCGAUGCCGUGUUUCUCUACCUCUAUAUUACUGCAAAUAAUCAGCAAUUAACUUUAAAAAAACAACCUUGAGCAGGCGGAGCUGCUUCGCUAUCCAAGCCAAGGCUAUUGAUCUUUGGUGUAGCCAACUAACGUUAGUUAUCUGCAAAGAUAAUUGCUAGUUAAGUUAUCUGAAGCGUUGUAGAUAGCUAAUAGUUAAAUUGCUAACAUUAAGUGUUAAAUGAUUUUCAGCACCAGCAGUAAGGUGAUAUGCUGGCUAAUAUGAAAGCUGGCUAAGUUAUCUAUCAACAAGCAAGCUUGCGGUAAUAUAUUUUUUUCUGAGCUACACUAUUAACUAUUAACACUAGCGAGUGCUAUCUAUUUCUGCCAAGUAUCCGCUGUGAUUUUUCACCGUUGGAUCCCUCCGAUGUUUAGCUUGCUAGCUGGCUUAUUCCUUCUCUAAAAACUGGGUUGGUAGCCAGAAAACAGUAUAUCUGACGAAGUUAGCUAGGCAGAUGCAAGUGAAGAACAUACAAGCCCAAUGACACGUUUUUCGAGUUCGGUACGAUAAAUAUAGGAGCCGGGAACGGGGCCUUUUCCAGCAAAGAUCUGGGAUUUUCCAGCGUUGAACUACAUGUCAGUUUUAUUUGCAAUGAGUUCGUUUGAUUUUUCUUCUUGACGGACAUUUAAAGCAAGCCAAAUUAACAGUAAGCUUGAAAGAAUGUGUCUAUUUCACAAAUUCAAGUAGCAAAAUACACACGGCACAAGAACUGAACACCAGCCCCUUGUUGAACUAAACGAAGCCGAAGGAUUUCCUAGAAAUAAAGGAUUUGUCACUGGAUUGACCAUGGGAACAGCAACCAAACUAGCCUUUGCCGUGUUCCUCAUUUCGUGUUCCUCAGGCGCCAUUUUGGGCCGGUCAGAGACGCAGGAGUGCAUGUACUACAACGCCAGCUGGGAGAAGGACCACACCAACCGCAGCGGGGUGGAGCGCUGCGCGGACGAGAAGGACAAGCGCCGCCACUGCUUCGCCACCUGGAAGAACGUGUCGGGCUCCGUGGAGGUGGUCAAGCAGGGCUGCUGGCUGGACGACAUCAACUGCUACGACAGCGGCGAGUGCGUGGAGAAGAAGGAGGAUCCGGACGUGUUCUUCUGCUGCUGCGAAGGGAACAAGUGCAACGAGAAGUUCUUCUACAGCCCCGACACGCAGCUGGUGCAGACAACCUCGAACCCGCCGAAGCCGCCGCUGUUCAGCACGCUGCUGUACUCCCUGGUGCCCAUCAUGGGCAUCGCCGCCGUCUUGCUCUUCUCCUUCUGGAUGUACCGCCACCACAAGCUGGCGUACCCGCCCGUCCUGGUGCCCACCCAGGACCCCGGCCCGACCCCGCCCUCUCCCAUCCUGGGGCAGAAGCCGCUGCAGCUGCUGGAGGUCAAAGCCAGGGGGCGCUUCGGCUGUGUGUGGAAAGCACAGCUGCUCAACGAGUACGUGGCUGUCAAGAUAUUCCCCAUUCAGGACAAGCAGUCGUGGCAGAACGAGUACGAGGUGUACUCCCUCAGCGGCAUGCAGCACGAGAACCUGCUCCACUUCAUCGGCGCCGAGAAGAGGGGCACCAACCUGGACGUGGAGCUGUGGCUCAUCACCGCGUACCACGAGAAGGGUUCGCUGACAGACUACCUGAAGGCCAACGUGGUGUCCUGGAACGAGCUGUGCCACAUCGCCCAGACCAUGGCGAGGGGGCUGGCCUACCUGCACGAGGACAUCCCGGGCCUGAAGGACGGCCACAAGCCUGCCGUCGCCCACAGGGACAUUAAGAGUAAGAACGUUCUGCUGAAGAGCAACCUGACGGCCUGCAUCGCGGACUUCGGCCUGGCUCUCAAGUUCGAGGCGGGGAAGACUGCCGGAGACACGCACGGGCAGGUCGGUACGAGGCGCUACAUGGCUCCUGAGGUGUUGGAGGGCGCCAUAAACUUCCAGCGAGACGCCUUCCUGAGGAUCGACAUGUACGCCAUCGGGCUGGUGCUCUGGGAGCUGGCCGCCCGCUGCACUGCGGCCGACGGCCCUGUGGAUGAGUACAUGCUGCCGUUUGAGGAGGAGGUGGGGCAGCACCCCUCCCUGGAGGACAUGCAGGAGGUGGUGGUGCAUAAGAAACUGCGGCCCCCGCUGAGAGAGUGCUGGCAGAAACAUGCUGGCUUGUCCAUGCUGUGUGAGACCAUAGAGGAGUGCUGGGAUCACGAGGCAGAAGCUCGCCUUUCGGCCGGCUGUGUGGAAGAGCGCAUCGUCCAGAUGCAGCGGCAGACCAACAUCAUCGCCCCGGAGGAGAUCGUCACCGUCGUCACCAUGGUGACCAACGUGGACUUCCCGCCCAAAGAGUCCAGCUUGUGAUGGCCUCUGCCAGUGGCAUCAGAAGUGCACUGACCACCGAGACAGGCCUGAUGAGCCUCUGAACCACUGCAUUUGUGUACAGAUGGUCCGGCCCGCUCCACAAAACUCACACACACCCCUGCGUUUGUGUACGGAUGGUCCGGCCCGCUACACAAAACUCAACACACACCCCUGCGUUUGUGUACAGAUGGUCCGGCUCAAUCCACAAAACUCAACACACACCCCUGAGUUUGUGUACAGAUGGUCCGGCCCGCUCCACAAAACUCAACACACACCCCUGCGUUUCUGUACAGAUGGUCCGGUCCACUCCACAAAACUCAACACACACCCCUGCAAUUGUGUACAGAUGGUCCGGCCCGCUCCACAAAACUCACACACACCCCUGCAUUUGUGUACGGAUAGUCCGGCCCGCUCCACAAAACUGAACACGCACCCCUGCAUUUGUGUACGGAUGGUCCGGCCCGCUCCACAAAACUCAACACGCACCCCUGUGUUUGUGUACAGAUGGUCCGGCCCGCUCUACAAAACUCAACACACACCCCUGUGAUUGUGUACAGAUGGUCCGGCCCGCUCCACAAAACUCAACACACACCCCUGAGUUUGUGUACAGAUGGUCCGGCCCGCUCCACAAAACUCAACACACACCCCUGCGUUUCUGUACAGAUGGUUCGGUCCACUCCACAAAACUCAGCACACACCCCCCUGCAUUUGUGUACAGAUGGUCCGGCCCGCUCCACAAAACUCACACACACCCCUGCAUUUGUGUACGGAUGGUCCGGCCCGCUCCACAAAACUCAACACACACCCCUGCAUUUGUGUACAGAUGGUCCGGCCCGCUCCACAAAACUUAACACGCACCCCUGCGUUUGUGUACAGAUGGUCCAGCCGCCCAUAUUCAGGAAUAUCAGCCUCAGACUGGUUCCUACCAGCACCAACUUAGCUACAUGCGUGCCUGAAGACAUUAGCCUGACACAGGCCCACAGUGGGAGAGACCAUACCACAGUCAUCCAGUCUGGAGUCUUCACCAUAGAAACGCGGAAUCGUCUGCUUGGCAACCGGUCAGCGUCGUUCGAGUCAAACUUUGGGCAGGCGAUUUUUUUUUCUCUUUGUAUCGAAAAAGAACUUCAUCAAACGGACUUCUGCUAGUUUUUCUAAGAAAAAGAAAAAUGGAGAAAAAAAGACCCACACCAUGCAUUUCAUUUCAGUAUAAAAAGGGCGACUUGUUUUUAAACGCAUUUGCUGUUUUCGUGUUUAUAUAAGUGACUAUUGUAAUGCCAAUAAGAAACAGCUUCUGAAUGUGGUGCAAUGCUGCUGUGUACCUCCAUCAACGGGGAAAAAAAACAAAACAUGUAAUCAAGGGUAUUUGAUGGGAUUCACCUCCAAGCAUUACUUUAAAUAACCAUAAACCUCCCUCAACAAGGAAAUACCUCAGUUCCACCUCUAACACUAAAAACAAUCCAAAACAUUCAGAUGAAACCUGUUCCGUCUCGGUGAAUUUUUUACACGACGGAAGAAAAAAAACAAAACGGAGAGAAAACGAGAGUCGGCGGCGUUUUUAACCGAGUAUGCCAAUAGCUAACGGCCAUGUGCGCGUCUGAAUCUUCUCCUCUAUUCCGCCUCUCCUGCUCGUGGCUUCUGUUCUAUCGUUUGCCCUGCUGUUUUAGAAGCAAUUCUUCUUGAAUCGUUUAAUUACUGCUGUUGUGUUUAUAAAAGUUUAUUGCUCUUACAAGUGUAGUUAGGAGAAACAAAACCCUGAAAAUCUGAACUGCAGAAACAUUUUAAAGCACUUCCCUCUGUAGAUUUGCUGUGUCUGUGUAAUAUUUAAAGAUAUGUGUACGCCUUUUUGCCAUUCGUUUUUUUUUUUUUUUUUUUGCCCCCCUCUGUGAGUUGAGGCUGAUAUCUCUCGCUCUCUUUCUCUCUCUCUCUCUCUCUCGGGUUAGCGUGCUGGUAUCAGUGUACCGAACACAUCUCAGGAAUCCAUUUCAGAUCCUCCCUUUCUGCUUUGAGCCACAAGUGACUUCUCUGUCUCCCUCUCUCCGUCUCUCUCUCUCUCUCUCUCUCUCUCUUGCUCUCUCUCUCAUCCUGGUGCCAUUAUCUCCUGCUGAGUGCUCAGUGUGGAUGCUGCAGCUCUGACCGGGACACAAAGCACACAAGUCUCAUCGUUAAGGGCCUCUGCUGGGUAGCGUGAGUCUCAUCGUUAGGAGCUUGGCUGGGUAGCGUGAGUCUCAUCGUUAGGAGCUUGGCUGGGUAGCGUGAGUCUCAAGGUUAGGAGCUUGGCUGGGUAGCGUGAGUCUCAUCAUUAGAAGCAUCGUUGGGUAGCGUGAGUCUCAUCAUUCGGUGCUUCGCUGGGUAGAGUGAGUCUCAUCGUUAGGAGCUUGGCUGGGUAGCGCGAGUCUCAUCGUUAGGAGCUUGGCUGGGUAGCGCGAGUCUCAUCGUUAGGAGCUUGGCUGAGUAGCGUGAGUCUCAUUGUUAGGAGCUCUGCUGGGUAGCAGGAGUCUCAUCAUUAGGAGCUUGGCUGGGUAGAGCCAGCUCCAGGCUAACCACGCAGCAGGAGCCGUUCCUAACGUCCCGGAGAGCCGUUUGGUAGGACUCUCCGAAUUCCAGGCCCCGCGACGUGCAGCCAGCACCACAGCCGCGCUAACCUUCACACCGGCUUUCCGCACAGACGCGUUUCUGUGCCGGCUUUCCUUUCUACACAGGAGCUGCAUCAGGGAUACAGUACUAUGCUUUACUAAAAGUACCGAUAUGCAAUCAGCAAAGGUUUAGUAACUUUUACACAAACUGUAGCAUUUCUGAACCAGUUUCAUUCGCUGGCUGACAGUCGCAGGCCGCAUGGUAACUGUAAGGGGUGGAGGGGGGGAGGGGGUGGAGGUCAGCAGUUUCCCCCCUCCCCAAGCCCCCCCCCCCCUCAUCGGCGCUCUUAAAGGCCGGCGGGGUGGGUCUGGCGGCUCACUCGUUGCUCCAGCACGUAGGCCCGGCUGCGCUCGAACCCGGGAACAGCAGCGCACGUCACCCCCAUCACCGUCCGUCCGUCCGUCCGUCUGUCCGCACCGUCGCACUCCCAGCGCGGAGGGGCGGGGCUAAGGCAGAUAUGCAAAUCUUACCGUGUGCACACCUGCCUCGUUUCAUCUCCUCUGUCGUCGUGCUAAAGAAACUGAAUGUAGCCGUGUGACCCGCCCACAGGUGGGUCGUUCGUAUCGUCUAGGUGUCCUUUGCCCCCCCUUCAGUUUUUUUUUUUUCCCCCUUUUUAAUACCAAGGCUUUUUGGACAAUCCCGUCCUGCACCUGUUGCUGUACAGAUAUUCUAUAUAUGCCCCCCCCCCCCCCCUAAAUAAAAUAUAUAUAUAUAUUAAUGGGGGGACCGGGGCAGUGCCCGGUGCUCUGGAAAGUAUGGAGCAGUUUUACAUAUUUGUGUACCGUGAGCUCCGUAAUGUUUGGGACAAAGAUGUUUUUGUUUUUUUAAACUGACUUCAAGCAGUUAUUGCAUGUAAUGGAUGUGCAACAAGUGACUACUUUCAUUUACAUAACUUUAACAUGUCCCGAACAUUAUGGUGCCCUGAAAAAAGGGACUAUGGAUAAAAAGUUCUGUAAUUUAUACAUGGUGGAACAGCUGUGUAUUUAAAAAAAUCCUUAAAUAAAUAAAUGCCCUUUAAUAAAAGCUGAGAAUGUGCACUUUAACCACAUUGUUUGAUUAUGAAUCUAAAAUUAAUGUACAGAGCCAAAUCAAGGGGGGAAAAGUCUUUGUCCCAAACAUUAUGGAGUUCACAGGAUAUUAUACAUAUAUAUAUAUAUAUAUAUUAUAUAUGUAAAACAGAUCCAUCAAUUCCAGAGCGCUGGGCACUGUCCUCUCCCCUCAUUAACAAAAGCCAAAUCCCCCCUCAAGUCAUUGGCUGCAGACUUCAUGGAAUGCACAUUAUGUAAAUAUGAAUGUCGUUUUUAGAUUGUGAAUUUAGCAUGAUGUUGUUUUGCCAUUUUAUAUCAUAACACAAAAAAAAAUUUAGAAAAAAAGAAAAUCCUUCAUAAAGUACUUAUUCCAAAAUAAAUUUUUUUACAUUUUGUAUAUCUCUAUUUUUAAUUGUACUAAUUUAUGUCAAAGUCCGCGGUCACCACGGUCACCCCUCGCUGCGGAUGGCACCCUGGAUCGACGUGUCGUUUACCUCGGCUAAAGCGCAACCCUUUCCCUGUUUGACCAGCAGUGGUUUUUUUUCCUUUUUUUUUCUUUCCCUUUUCCUUUUCUGAAAGCGGUUCAGUUUUGUGACACAUUACCUCUCGAUUAUGCCAGAAAGCUAACACUGCUAAACUGUGUUAGCUUUGAAUCUCUAUACCCAGCCAUGUUCUGUACAUCCUGGUCUCAAAGCUCCCUUCCUCCCCCUUCUGUAAAAACUUGCCAUUUUCUAUUGUUUUGCAAGUAUUUAAUAGUUGCAGAGGCCUGAUUGGAAGUGAUUGUUAAAUAUUGUACAGAGAAAUUGUAUGUUGCCCUCCCCUAUAAAAUAAAGUAUAGCUCUGAUUGGUCUCUACACUUCGCUGUUGUGGAGCAUCCAUAAUGCUCUGGUCACAUGGUCUGUGAUGUAAUUAGCUGUACAGUUAUUAUAUUUGACACAGAAGUACAGUAAACGUAUGCAUAAUUGUAUUUAUGACAAUCUGCCAUUUAAAAGUAUUAUUUUAACUUGUAUGCUGAUUAGCAUAGCCAGAAAUAAAACUACAUACUAGAAUCUUCUGAAAAUGUAACUAGCCCAAAGGCAUAUUUUAGUCCUUUUUCCAUUUUAAAAUAUCCUGUUGAGAGCGUUUCAUUAUAUUGACUGCUAUUCAACAGAAGCCUGUAUCCAUGGUAACAGUGAGUUUGAUAGUAAUACUUAUUCUGCUGUACAGGAUACAAAUAAAUGUGAACGUUUUUCAAGAACCAACUGGUGUACUGGUUAAACGUGUACUUGUACACGCACACACAAACUAUUCCCCCGACUCCGUCAUUCGUCCUGCGGAUAUUCACGUUGAGUGUUCAAGAUUAAACGUGAUUCCUGUGAUGCUUCCUGCAUGUGUAAAUGUGAAAUGGUAAUUCAAAAAAUUUCCACUAGAUGGUGAUAGCUUUCUGCGGUUUUUCCUUGCAGUUUCAAUAAUGCUAGUGAUUGUGCCGUGUAGUGGCUUCACGUACAUAAAAGAAUACGAUGCUCGGGUGAGUCAGCGCUUAUAUAUUAUUUUUAUUUAUUUGAUAACAAGCUACUCUGGCAUAUUGCAUUCACGGCAUGUUGAGAAUAGGAGGAUUCAGACAUGUAACAGAAAGUAAGUUUAUUAUGUUAGGGCUUAUCUGUCAAAUUACUUGGAAAUUAAUACUGGAUUUAAAAUAAAUUCUAAUCAAUCUAAGUAAGAGAGAAAAUGUGAUGCUUUAAAGAGCCAAAUAUAAAUGAUUAUAUUUCCAGACAGAGUUUAUAGUAGACUAGUUUUUAUAUCACAAUGUUUUCACAGCUACUAAGGGUGGAAAUUGUGUGGCUGGAAAUUUGUGGAAUUUUUUUUUUUUUUUUUUUUGGAAUAUAAAAAAAAAUUAAUUGGGGGAUGACCUUGACCUGCUGUGUCCAACUCUGUUAAGAUUGUCAGUGUGAAGCCCCAUUUAACGAUAGGCCAGUAUGUAUUUAAUUGGUUGCAUGGUUCAGCGCUGGUGAAUUCUGGCUUUUUAUUUUAUUUUAUUUCAUUUCAUUUGAAAGUAUGGUGACCAGUCAUUCUGAAUGUUCUCCAGAUGGUAUUGGCUCAGUGGCGAUACACAUUUACUGUAUUUAUGUAUUUCCUGUAGUUGUUCAGAGAUUCUUUUUUUAGAUAGAACUGUAACAACCUGAAAUAAAGAAAGUUAGAUAACUUUUGA
Anguilla rostrata (American eel) is the source of this 9012-nucleotide messenger RNA. Its product is annotated as activin receptor type-2A. The record is from RefSeq and is a predicted model, not a curated record. Gene Ontology annotation, cellular component: activin receptor complex; plasma membrane. The coding region runs from base 1627 to 3162 and encodes 511 amino acids. Gene Ontology annotation, biological process: cellular response to growth factor stimulus; protein phosphorylation; activin receptor signaling pathway. The transcript has 11 exons. NCBI's taxonomy places the organism in Eukaryota, Metazoa, Chordata, Actinopteri, Anguilliformes, Anguillidae. Gene Ontology annotation, molecular function: activin receptor activity; activin binding; ATP binding.